AUGUCGACUACCACGACGACGACAACGACGGCGACGGGCGUCUCGGAGGCGCAGCCCAUCACGGCCGACGCCAUGCUUCGUCUGUUCCCCGACAUCGACUCGACCUCGGACGCGCUGUCGGGCCACGACGAGGAGCAGAUCCGGCUGAUGGACGAGAUGUGCAUCGUGCUCGACGAAAACGACAUGCCCAUCGGCAAGGCGAGCAAGAAAAUAUGCCACCUCAUGACCAACAUCGACAAGGGGCUCCUCCACCGCGCCUUUUCCGUCUUCCUCUUCAACGAGAACAACGAGCUGCUCCUCCAGCAGCGCGCCUCGAGCAAAAUCACCUUUCCCGACGCCUGGACAAACAGCUGCUGCUCGCACCCGCUGGCCGUGUCGGGCGAGACGGGCUCCAAGCUGGCCGACUCGGUCGAGGGGGCCAAGCGCGCCGCCCAGCGCAAGCUCAACCACGAGCUGGGCAUCAAGAAGGAGCAGGUGCCGCUGGAAAAGUUCCGCUUCCUGACGCGCAUCCACUACAAGUCGGCCAGCGAUGCGAAGUGGGGGGAGCAUGAGAUCGACUACGUCCUCUUCAUAAAGGCCAAGGUCGACCUCGACAUCAACGAAAACGAGGUCCAGAACACGCAAUACGUCACCCCCGACAAGGUCAAGCAGAUGCUCCAGGACCCGUCCCUGAUCCUGACGCCCUGGUUCAAGCUUCUCGCCGACAGCCUGUUGUUUGAGUGGUGGGAAAACCUCGACUCGGACCUCAAAGGCUACACCGACGAGCAGGAGAUUCGGCGCAUGUAA
Hirsutella rhossiliensis is the source of this 786-nucleotide messenger RNA. RefSeq names its product NUDIX domain-containing protein. The record is from RefSeq and is a predicted model, not a curated record. The transcript is spliced from 3 exons. Gene Ontology annotation, molecular function: isopentenyl-diphosphate delta-isomerase activity. The coding region runs from base 1 to 786 and encodes 261 amino acids. Gene Ontology annotation, cellular component: cytoplasm. Gene Ontology annotation, biological process: isoprenoid biosynthetic process; isopentenyl diphosphate biosynthetic process. NCBI's taxonomy places the organism in Eukaryota, Fungi, Ascomycota, Sordariomycetes, Hypocreales, Ophiocordycipitaceae.